This is a messenger RNA of Erythranthe guttata (spotted monkey flower), 953 nucleotides long. The record is from RefSeq and is a predicted model, not a curated record. Lineage: Eukaryota; Viridiplantae; Streptophyta; Magnoliopsida; Lamiales; Phrymaceae.
AUGCAAUCAAAAUUGGCUGCCACCGCCGUGAAUUUCAGUCGAAUCGUAUUAUUCGGCCCCAAAAGGCUUUUUCUGGGCCAACGACUCGGUUGCGCCACCACAACCGGCAGAACUGCCGAUCCAGCUUUGCAUUCCGUCGAGCCUGAAAAAUCCUGCAAUUAUUUACAGGAUGUCUACCCCACCGAAGCAAUUGAGGAUGAGAAACUCCGGCACCGGCCGGAAAAUGAGCCGACCGGCAACGGCAGCGAUCCAUAUGUUCCUCAGAAGUCGCCGAUUGACUCGGCGCCGAAACUGGAAUCCACCGGCAUCGGUCCGCGAACAAACCCCAUCGCGCAACAAAAACGACGUCGUAGUACCGAGAACUGUACCAAAAUCGACGACGUGAGCUGCGCCGGAAUCGACGGAAGCCCAUGGCCGGAGGAAGCUGACAGAAAGGCGGAGAGAGAAGAGCAAGCGGCGGAUAACAAGGAUUACUUCAAGCACCACAGGGCGUCGCCGUUGUCGGAGAUCGAGAUCGCGGACACCAGAGGCAUGAUUGCUAAGGCGAGCGGCGGAACUGCGCAGAGUAAAACGUUUGGAUACGAAUGGAGUGGAGGAAUCAUGGGGUGGAGGCCGGAGCAGCUGGAUUCUGCCGAGGAUUCUCUCCGCCGUGCGACGGAGAUAUUCAAAUGGAACGCGGUGAGAGGAGACCCAGAUUCUCCCCAUGGGAGAGUACUCAGAGAGCUACGUGGUGAAUAUUGGUGAAUUAUGUGAAUAUUAUAUAGUUAUAUUAUAAAUAUGCAAUGUAUAUAUUGUAUUUCAGUAUAAAUUAUGUCUCAAUUUUGCAAUAGAUAUAUAUAUUUUUUAUGAACAAAGAGUCUUGAAUAUUAUUGAAAUUCAUUUCUCUGUUUUAGGUUUGACACUUGACAUGCGUUUGUGUGACGGAUAUAUUUGCAAUUUCUAUUUUAUCUUUA